AUGUCACCGCUGACGAUCCUUGUCGCUUCAUACACCGACUCGAUCUACACGUUGUCCUUUGACCCAGCACCAUCAACGGGGUCUCCGACACUUAAUCUUCUGGCUCAAACAAUCGUCGGGCACCAUCCGUCAUGGAUUGCAUCCCACCCGUCUAACAAAUCUAUCAUAUAUGCAGGGGUCGAACAGGCAGAUGGAGAGAUCGCCGUGAUCAAGUAUGGCAAGGGUGGAACCGUCGAGGAAGGAGAAGUGGUGGCCAGGGCCAGCAGUGGUGGUGCAGACCCUUGCACCCUUCUUGUCACAGAAGACGAGCUUAUCAUUGGAAAUUACUCCUCGGGCACAAUCGCGACCCUUCCAAUAUCAACAUCUGCCCCUUACAUACUCUCAUCAAACCCAUGGACACUUUCGAUGCCCUUUGAGCAUGAAGGUCCCAACAAAUUUCGUCAAUUAUCGUCCCACCCUCAUCAAACCAUCUUCAAUCCACUGAACAAAACGGAGAAAGAGCUCUUGGUCCCGGAUUUAGGUGCAGAUAAGGUCUGGAGACUUACCAAACAAAGCGACGGCAAGUGGUCCAUUUGCGGUCACAUUGAAUUUGAAGCAGGCGGUGGCCCACGACACGUCGUCGCUCAAGGAAAUACCAUUUACACGCUACUGGAGCUCACCUUAAAGCUUGCUGUACACACUUUCCCUCCGCUUCCGGCGCCCCCUACUCCUUUUACAUCUCUGUUCACGCUUUCUGCGCUAUCAAUCCCGGAUACCAUGACAGCAGCGGAAAUCUUGCUACCUGAACCCAACGCAUCCUUCCCUGAAACGUUCAUAUACACGUCAAACAGAAACGACCCUCAUCCAGAGGGUGACACUAUUGCAAUAUUCUCUCUCGCCGCCGGAGAGGGUCAGCCAGAGCUUGUGAACGAAGUGCGUACGGGGCUGAUCCAUGCCCGGGGAAUGGUGUUUGGCGGUGACGAAGAUAAGUAUCUGGUUGUGGGUGGUGCAGAAGGUGGUGGAGUGAAGGUAUUUGAGAGGGUCGAUGGCGGCAAGGGACUCAAAGAGAUCGCGAAGCUCGAUGAAGGCGUUGUAGGACGUCCCACCGGUUUCUUGUGGUACUGA
Molecule: messenger RNA, 1104 nt
Organism: Suillus bovinus
Lineage: Eukaryota; Fungi; Basidiomycota; Agaricomycetes; Boletales; Suillaceae
Product: Lactonase, 7-bladed beta-propeller-domain-containing protein
Exons: 3
Coding region: 1-1104 (367 amino acids)
Molecular function (GO): protein binding; 6-phosphogluconolactonase activity
Source: RefSeq, a predicted model, not a curated record